Messenger RNA from Symsagittifera roscoffensis, 767 nucleotides. RefSeq lists its product as uncharacterized. Bases 45 to 626 code for a protein of 193 amino acids. The transcript has 3 exons. Lineage: Eukaryota; Metazoa; Xenacoelomorpha; Acoela; Convolutidae. The record is from RefSeq and is a predicted model, not a curated record.
UAGGUUUGUUGCUUGCGCAGAGCCAUCUUUGAAUAUCAACCAAAAUGGCACGAGGGCUUCACAGCCAGUCUCUGAAGCGGACGAAGAGGGAGAGAGUGAAGAAGCGACUGGAGAGGCUGGAGGGCAUCCAGAAGGCCAAGGAGGAUGGCACGUAUGUUCCGAAGCCAUGGGAGAACAGACCCCUCAUCCAGGAGUUGUACGCGUUCGCUCUUAAGAGUCACACGACCAAAGGGGAUCGCCAGAGAUCGGAGAGUCAGAGUAGUUCGGGUGACAAGGAUCCCCUCAUGGAUCUAGAUCUGAGGUCUCCCGGAACUCCUCGCAGUCUUGAAGACGCAGAAAGUGCCUCAGUGCACUCAAAAGACGACGCCAGCUCCCUCACCUCCCGUAGCAGCAAGUACUCCCUGCGCAACAUCGAAAAGCAGCUCCUCACCAAACUCCAGUCAUCCAAAACCAUGCCAGACUGGCUGUCCAGAAAGGACCGACGCAAGGUAUUCCGCAGCAUGAAGAAAGUGAAGAAGAUCAAGAAGACAUCCCGCUUCAAGAGGAUCAAACGCAAACUUCAGAAACGAGAGAACUCCAAAAUGGACACUGCAGACAGUAAAACAACAGAAGCCACUGCUGUAUAAAGACGGAGAAAACUGAUUGAAUGGCUGGAUUUUGAUUUAAACAAGAGUUGUCAUUGUGUUUUACCUAAGUUUGAUAAACUUAUUGCAGUUAUACGGUCCAUCUGAAUAGUUCAGUUUCCUAAAAAAAAGUUUUCUAAAGUU